AUGCGAGACCAAUCCUCGCUCGGGUCCAUCGCGCGCGCGUCGUCGUCGGCGGCGUCGUCGGCGUCGUCGUCGUCUCUCCCGUCGUCGGCGUCGCGAUGCGCGAGACGUCGUCGACGGACGCGAUGCCCACGGACGCGGCGGCGAGGACGACGAGCGAGACGCGCGCGCUGUUCGGGGCGGCGCGCGCUGUUCGGCGGCGCCGUCGCGCUCGCGCUCGCGCGUCGAUUUCGCGACGCGAGCGCGCGCGCGCCGGUGCCGAAUCAUCAAGAGGUUUUCGUCGACGACGCGUCCGAGGAGAGCGUGCACGUGGAGCUGGUCGAGCGCGAGCGCGAGCGAGGGGUUGGGUUUUAUCUGGACGAUUGGAUCGAGGCGUGCGAGGGGGAGAAGAUCGGGCGAGGGCGAACGGAGGGAGGGACGUGUCGAGGCGCGAUGCGCGCGAGGCGAGACGGCGUCGCGCGCGUCGUGGACGUCUUUGGGUGCGUGAUCGAUUUGGAGCGCGUGAGCGCGAGAGCGUUGAUCUGGCAUUGUCGACCGCGUUUGAGGGAGGAGUCGGACGACGCGACGAUGACCGGGACGGCGGACGACGCGGACGACGCGGACGCGCGCGCGGCGAGCGACGUCAUCGAAUCGUGCGCGUCCUCGUUCAAGGUUUUAGAUUGGGGAUUGUUCGAUGCGUGA
Ostreococcus tauri is the source of this 678-nucleotide messenger RNA. Its product is annotated as Mog1/PsbP, alpha/beta/alpha sandwich. Gene Ontology annotation, cellular component: nucleus. The record is from RefSeq and is a predicted model, not a curated record. Gene Ontology annotation, biological process: protein import into nucleus. NCBI's taxonomy places the organism in Eukaryota, Viridiplantae, Chlorophyta, Mamiellophyceae, Mamiellales, Bathycoccaceae. The transcript has a single exon. Gene Ontology annotation, molecular function: small GTPase binding; guanyl-nucleotide exchange factor activity. Bases 1 to 678 code for a protein of 225 amino acids.